GGAACAUGGCGGACUGUUGUUUGGGGCCCGUUUUAUGUAGACCCCCUUCUCCUUCUCCUUCUCCUUCCCCUUUCUUUUUCCUCCGAAGCCCCAAUUUACAGCUCCGAUUUUCCUCCAAGUCCAUGGCUGCACAUUACCAUCGCUCCUCCAACCCUAGACCCACGCAGCCUUCCUUGCUCGUCUUCUCAGGUGGUACUGCGUUUAAUGGUGUUGUGGAAGAGCUUAAGAAGUUAAACAACUCGUGUUGCACAUGUUCUCCCUGUUUCUGAUGAUGGAGGAAGCACAGCAGAGAUUGUUGGCGUUCUUGGCAAGGUCUUCAGUUCCCAGUCUGCAUUCAAGAAUAAAGGGGGUGUUUUACAUGUCAAGUGAGGGAAGAAAUCUGCUGCAUGAGGUCCUCCCAUCAGCAAAUCCAGCUGUCCUGGACCAGUUAAGAAAUGUAGACUGUAUCAUGUAUGCUAUGGGUUCCCUCUUUUCUUCUGUCUGCCCAUCACUGGUCUUACUUGGCAUUGGCGAUAUUAUUUCCUCUAGGUCCUGUUGUAAGGUGCCUACUUAUUAAGCUACCAAAGUAUUGCUCCUUUUUUUUUUUUGGUAAAAUGUGAAUUUAUUACCCAACUUCAAAAAUAUACAAAGCAGCACUUGUCUUUAAGGCUGCUAUUCAAGUUCAGUACAGAGAAUGAAACAAUUCAAGAAUACAGUAUACUUAAAAUCAAGCUAUACGCAGAAUCUCCAAUCCCCAAUGUGAAGCAAUUCUUCUUGACAUAGGAGAAGAUCUUUCCAGAAAACCCAAGCACUAUAACUUGGACAUCUUUCUGAAUUAUUGCUGUUUGAUGCACAAAGUUAUAAAGUUUUUCUUAUGUAUUUAUCUGAACAACGUUCAAGGCUUCUGUUAUUGUUUGUUAGUUUGACAUCUUUUGUUGUAUUGAUUUUGUACCUUCCAAACCUAGGUACCAUUGUUGAAUGGUACACAUGAUGGAGAGACAAGUGGCUUCUCUGCAUCAUGUUUUGUAACUGCCAUCGCAGAUGUUCUGAAUUGGACAUAUGGAGAUCCUCAUAAUUGUUUAAAGAACACUGUGAGUCAAUACAUUGGAUUGUAGUCUUUCAUCACAGCCACAGCAAGUUUUGAUAGUACUGUGUUUUUCCUAAUGGUUUUUGCUAAUAAAGAUAUAGACAGUCAUUCUUGUAUGCAUCACUGAGGUUUCUGAAAUAUUCAUUGUCUGCAAACAUUUUCCCAAAUUAUGAUAAAGUAAUGGGUGUAAAUGGAAGAAUGAGUAUCUCAUUUAUUGUGUUUGGUUUCUCUGUACAGCCAAGUCACUAUAUCAUGCAAUUUUGGUGCCUAAAGACAGUGAAAUUCCAAUAGAUGUUAAAUGCCUGCCUGUACAAAGAAUAUCAGAUUUGGUAAGUUUUUCCUUUUAGAUUUUAUGUAAAAACAAGUUUCUUGCUGUUGUUAAAUAAUGUUUGAAUGAUAAUUUGGCUGCCAUUUCAUAAAGAACUCUUAAAUAU
This is a messenger RNA of Rubroshorea leprosula, 1500 nucleotides long. NCBI's taxonomy places the organism in Eukaryota, Viridiplantae, Streptophyta, Magnoliopsida, Malvales, Dipterocarpaceae. The record is from the annotation of a GenBank genome assembly.